Saprolegnia parasitica CBS 223.65 is the source of this 512-nucleotide messenger RNA. RefSeq lists its product as hypothetical. Lineage: Eukaryota; Oomycota; Saprolegniomycetes; Saprolegniales; Saprolegniaceae. Bases 75 to 512 code for a protein of 145 amino acids. The transcript is spliced from 5 exons. The record is from RefSeq and is a predicted model, not a curated record.
UUAGGGCGCUUGAGGCCGAAAACGCAAAGCUCCACGAGGACAUUGCCGCUGAGCGCGCCGAGCGGGAGACGCUCAUGAAGAACCGGCAAGUGAACGUGCUCUUGGAGGCGCUCCAGGAAGAGCGCACGCAGCGCCUCUUGGACCUCGAAGCCGCACACCUCCGCGAGCGCGAGCUCCGUGCCCUCGCCACCGAAGCCACGGUCGCGACCAAAGGCGCUCUCUUGGCCCAGGAAGAGGCGAGCCACAGUCGCGCUGAGAUCAACGGACUUCGUGCGACCGUGCGCUGCAGUACAAAGCUCCUCCACACGUCCGAAAAAGAGUACCUCGCGAUGCACAAGGAGCUCGAGACGACCCAACUACAGCUCCUCGAGACGCGACGAAAGCUGAUUGCAUCGACGAAUGACGUGGCGGUCUGGACGGACCGGUACAACCAAGCCAUGGUCGAUCUGCACAUGGCCCAAAUGAAGCUCACGCAAAGCACGAUCGGUAGGCUGGGUAUGAUGACACAUUGA